AGAAACAUGGCGGGACGCGGGAAACGAAAAUCCAAAUCUCCAGCAGCUGAGGUCAAAAAAGCACGAGCAGAUCAGGUGGAGUCUGAAGAAGUCUCGGGGUUGGAGUCAAACGUGAGAGCCGAGUCAUCUGUACCCCAGAAAGUGAGAGAUGAGGUGGAGCGUCUGUACAAGUUGCGCAUGCCUGAUGAUUUCUAUCAUUUUUGGGAUUUUUGCAGCCGCCUAAAUCCUGAAAAUCCACAAGAUGCUCUGAAGGAGAACGUGGGGUUGAGGUUGGUGGGACCGUAUGAUAUUGUGAGUGGUAAACAUAAACUGGCCUCCAACACACCCGACUUUAAUCUGCACUGGAGGCACUACUAUGAUCCUCCUGAAUUCCAGACUGUGCUGCAGGGCGACACUGAAACACUCCUGCACCUCGGCUACUACAGAGACAUUCCUGACUCUUUGCCUGUGUUUGUGGGGGAGAAUGAAGCGAAGAAAGGCUGCACCAUUACACAAAUGGGAGAGAAUCUCUUCGCUGCUGUAUUGUUGUUGAUGCGCAGGAAGAGACGCACGGGAGGUGGGCGGGGUAACGAAGCUCUUGAAAAGCUGGAGGCGGAGUUAAAGAAGGAGGCAGAGCGUCUGGGUCUUCCUCUUGAACAGAAAACCAAAGCCAUGAAACAGAGAGACAAGAAGGUGGUUACUAAGACAUUUCACAGUGCUGGGAUUGUGGUUCCUGUCGACAAAAAUGACAUAGGAUAUCGAGAACUUCCCGAAACUGAUGCUGGACUGAAGAAGCUGUGUAAGGCGAUAGAUGAAGCUGAGGAUGAUGAGGCGAGGAUGAAGGCGUUUGCUCCUCUACAGGAAAUAAUGACGUAUGUACAGUUCGCCAACGAUGAGUGUGAUUAUGGGAUGGGUUAUGAACUUGGCAUCGACCUCUUCUGCUACGGAUCACGGUACUUCUCGAAAGUGGUCGGGCAGCUCUUGCCGAUGGCCUACAGUCUUUUGCAGAGGGGCGUGUUUUCUGACAUCAUACAGGCUCACCUAGCCAACCGUUCUCAUGACAACAUAGAUCAGCUAGCUUCCGCUACUUGAGAGGGUCGAACUUCACGUGGCCCGGUCGAUUCAUGAGUCUGUUCCUACAGUUGGAGUUGAGUACAUGACUGGUUUAUCUGAUGCACUUAUAGGAAGUGGUGAUCCGGUCAGUUCAGUUCAGUGGAAACGUUCUGCACACACACAUGCACACACACAUGCACACGCGCGCACACACACACACACACACAUUUUAUGUGUAAAUGAGUCAUAAACUUAAUAAAUUCUAUUUUCAAUUCAA
Messenger RNA from Trichomycterus rosablanca, 1309 nucleotides. Its product is annotated as histone PARylation factor 1. Gene Ontology annotation, biological process: DNA damage response; regulation of protein ADP-ribosylation. The record is from RefSeq and is a predicted model, not a curated record. Gene Ontology annotation, molecular function: poly-ADP-D-ribose binding; histone binding. Gene Ontology annotation, cellular component: nucleus. The coding region runs from base 7 to 1071 and encodes 354 amino acids. Lineage: Eukaryota; Metazoa; Chordata; Actinopteri; Siluriformes; Trichomycteridae. The transcript has 8 exons.